AACAUGUGGGUUCGCCACCAUUCUUUCUACGACACUGUUAGAGCCUCCUGGCAGCAGGCUACACACCUCUAUGGGAUGCGCAACCUGGAGGAGAAGCUCAAGAGACUCCGCUGCGUGUUGAAGCAGUGGAACUGGACGACUUUUGGUGACAUUUCUCAGCGUCUUACUGCAGCUCAGACUGCGUAUGCGGAGGCAGAACGGACCUAUGAUUUGGAUUCUUCGCCAGAGAAUAGGUCUGAGAUGCGCCGCUGCCAUGCUGAGUACCAGUUGCGCCUCCUCAUGGAGGAAGAUUUCUGGAAGCAGAAGGCUGCUGUGCGCUGGGUGGCUGAGGGGGAGC
Molecule: messenger RNA, 337 nt
Organism: Striga hermonthica
Lineage: Eukaryota; Viridiplantae; Streptophyta; Magnoliopsida; Lamiales; Orobanchaceae
Source: the annotation of a GenBank genome assembly